Molecule: messenger RNA, 1971 nt
Organism: Lachnellula hyalina
Lineage: Eukaryota; Fungi; Ascomycota; Leotiomycetes; Helotiales; Lachnaceae
Exons: 4
Coding region: 1-1971 (656 amino acids)
Biological process (GO): regulation of DNA-templated transcription elongation; mRNA export from nucleus
Cellular component (GO): THO complex part of transcription export complex
Source: RefSeq, a predicted model, not a curated record
AUGGCCGGUCAUGCCGUUCAAGCGGUGGACGAGUUCCUGGCCCUCUUGGUAGAGAUGCUCCAAAGGGCUGAGCAGCAAAAGCAAACGGAUACCGUCGAGCCACCUUUGAACAAGUCAGAUUUCACUGGUCUAUUCGAACGAGUCGAGCCGAUAUUCGCCACUACCGCGACCCCAGGAGUUAAGCCAGAAGUGAAGAAGCGAAGCCAAUGUGCUAUUAUUGAGACCGCUGUGCGAGAUACCUUCAACGGCCUGCUGGCCUAUACAUCCGUCAACGCACCUUCUUCUAUUAAAUUAUGGAAUCUACUGGAUAUCAUAUCUAUUCUCUCCGAUGAUGAGCAAUGCGAUCCCGCACUACUAUUCUGGUUGGUGGAAGAGCUUUUGGACAGUCAAACAAUUGCUGGAUGCCGAAAGAUAUUCGACUAUUUAGACACACGGCGCGAACGGAUUACGUCUAAGCAUUUCCCCCAAAAGCAAUUGGUUAUUCUCAGAAGUUGCAAUGAACUGUUACGACGGCUCUCCAGGGCGGAAGAUACAGCAUUCUGUGGGCGCGUAUUCAUAUUUCUAUUCCAGAGCUUUCCUUUGGGAGACAAAAGUUCAGUCAACCUUCGGGGCGAAUAUCAUACGGAGAAUGUCACCGCGUUUGACGAGUUACCAGCCAAGGAGCAGGAACCAGAGGGUAUGGAUGUCGAUUUAGAUACCGACAAGCCAACCGUACCGUCUCUGAAAGUACCUACGAAUGGUGUCUCGCGCAUGUCGAAAACGGCGGAAGAAGGAAAAGGAGUGGCAUCUCCCAAGCCAGAGAAGCCUAUGAGUAUUGAUGAGCUAUAUCCGAUAUUCUGGUCAUUACAACAAAGCUUUAGUCAACCCAAAAAACUUUUUGACCAAGCCCACUUCACAAAUUUCAAAAGGGGUCUUCAAGCUACCAUGGUCAUGUUCAAAUCGGUCCAGAGUGAGAGCAACGGCCGUUCGACGAAGGCCACGGACGAUAGCAAAAAGGGAACGAAACGAAAACGAGGUGAGGGGGAUGAGGAUCUCGCCAAUACUUUCAACCCCAAGUAUUUGACCAGCAGAGACUUAUUCGAGCUCGAGAUCAGCGAUCUCUCAUUUCGUAGGCACAUCUUGGUACAAGUGCUUAUUGUCAUGGACUUUCUGCUCUCGCUGAGUGCCAAAGCGAAAGAAAAGCUUUCAAAAUCAACUCUGCCUGAAAAUCCGAACAAAUCUGUCAUGUAUGCAGACCAAACCCUGAACGAAGAAGAUACAAUCUGGGCCUCUGAUAUGAAGAAGGAAAUCGCAGAAUAUCUGAAGAAAGGGGUCGAGGGCCCUUUCUUCUACCGUGUGGUGGAUACGGUGCUUUCAAGAGAUAAGAAUUGGGUUCGAUGGAAGAUUGAGAAUUGUCCAACGAUUGCUAGACCUGCUGUGUCUCCCGAGGAAUAUGUCGAAGCAAAGGCCGCCGCCCGGAAAGCUACGACCAACAAACGACUUCGCCCAAGUCCUAUGGGAUCACUUCGUCUUGACUUCCUUUCAGAAAAGGACGGACAGCUUGCGCUAGACCGAUUAAAGGAUCCGUCAAGAUUUAAACUUCCGCCUCUAAAAGACUUCAAGAGCAAGAUUGAGUUAGACGAUAUGGAUAUCGAUAUGGCAAGGGAUGAUGAAGCUAAAGUUUUGGCAAUUGAACAAAAGGCGAGUAAAAGCUGGAGAGCUUUACGAAUUGCCAGCACUUCCAAGCUUGUAGCGUUUGAUAAGAUCGAGCGCUCGGAUAAGAUUGAUGAGAUCUUUUUGGAUGACGUUAUGGUGGAGGAACCAAUCAACGGCGAAGAGGAGAGAGAUACCCCAACGGUGGACAAUGAAGUGAAGAUGCUAGACGAAAAUGUCUCAGCAUUGGAGGAAUCAAAAGAAGACACGUUAGCAGUCACGGACGGGGCAGCGCCGACUGAAGCCGAGACAGUUCCUACCGAACAACCUGUAACAUAA